Messenger RNA from Cyanistes caeruleus (blue tit), 3825 nucleotides. It is a transcript of the gene HEMK1, whose product is annotated as HemK methyltransferase 1, mitochondrial release factors N(5)-glutamine. Gene Ontology annotation, biological process: protein methylation. Gene Ontology annotation, cellular component: mitochondrion. Gene Ontology annotation, molecular function: protein methyltransferase activity; nucleic acid binding. The record is from RefSeq and is a predicted model, not a curated record. NCBI's taxonomy places the organism in Eukaryota, Metazoa, Chordata, Aves, Passeriformes, Paridae.
CACUCUCGCCCCUCAGGCGAAGGGAGCCCCCGGCCGUGCUCACGGUGUUAAAUGUGCGGGGAAAGCUGGGAGGCUGGAAAAGGAGCCGCCUCCGGUCCCGGCGCUGCUCGUACGGCUCCUGGCUGCCCUCCCCGUGCGGCGCUGGCUCAGCCGGACACUGACAGCAGCUGGAACGGGACUUGGACGGUGCGAGCUGCAGCCCUUGCUCAAACCUAAGAGCUGCCAAUGCUGCCCUGUGGAGAACCCACUGACUGUGGUCAGCUGGUGCUUAGCCAGUGACUUGUGGUAGCACCAGAUGAAUCUCAGCACUGAGAGAUCAGUAGGUGGCAACGAGGAACACUUGUGGAAGCCAGAAACUUUGGCACAAUGAGAUGCCUCACCCAUCCACUGCUCAGGAAGUUGCUGAGCCUCCCACCUCAGCAUGUGCCAGGGCGAGGGACUCCAAGUAAAGGUGCUGUCCUCAAUCCAAAGCAGUUAUUUCUGAGGCAGAGCUGCAGUGCAGAACCUGGGCUCAUGACUGCCACUGAUACGGUCAACUAUUGGCAGAAGGUGUUCGAGACAAAUGGGAUCCCUGAAGCACGAGAAUCCAGUCAAUAUAUCGUGUCAUUUGUCCUGGGAGCAAAAACAUUUCAGAGCCUGGAUUCCAAAAGCCUCCACACUCCACUCACAGCACUGCAGCAGGAGCAAAUCCAGCAGCUGAGCCACAAGCGGCUACAAAGGAUGCCGGUGCAGUACGUGCUUGGAGAGUGGGAUUUCCAGGACCUGACCUUGAAGAUGAGACCCCCAGUAUUUAUUCCACGGCCUGAAACAGAGGAUCUUGUCUCUUUAGUUGUGGAGGAAGAAUUUCAGAAAUGUGAGAAUUCAGCCCUCUGUUUCCCAGUUCCUGUUCCUCGUCCUGUGAUCCUGGAAAUUGGCUGUGGCUCUGGAGCAAUUGCCCUGAGUCUGCUCUGUAAACUGCCACAGAGCAGAGUCAUAGCCAUGGAUAAAGAGGAGGCUGCUGUGGAUCUCACUAGAGAGAAUGCACAUAGGCUGCAACUCCAAGAAAGGAUUCACAUCAUCCACCAAGAUGUUUCACACAGUUCUGCCAAACAGCUGCUGCUCUGGGGCCCCAUAGAUGUCAUAGUCAGUAACCCCCCAUAUGUUUUCCAUGAAGACAUGGCUUCCUUGGAUGCAGAAAUCCUCCGCUAUGAGGACCUUGAUGCCCUGGAUGGGGGAGAUGAUGGCAUGAGAGUCAUCAAAACAAUUCUGUCUUUGGCUCCUUCUCUUCUGAAAGUUUCUGGUGAAAUGAGAAUCUUUGAAGGUCAAAGCAGCAACAAAAAGAAAAUGGAAGAGAGUAGCCGAGAAAGAGAGUGCAGAAAGCAGGGGAGCUUUCUAAGGAGUGUGUUUAUGGAAGUUGAUCCCAGGCAUCCAAAUAUGGUGGAGCACUGGCUACAGGCACACCCAGAGUUACUGCUCACUCUCCAUGCCAUUCACAAAGACUUUUGUGGCAAGCCUAGGUUUCUGCACAUCCAGAAACAAAGCAGCUGACAACUGUGUCAGACAUAACUCUCCUUGCAAGAAUGCUUUUUGCUCUUGAGCCCAGCUCAACAGCUUGUUGAAAACUCUUUCUGCCUUGUGAAAGGAAUCUCCAUUUCCCAAUGUUGGACUCUCCAUGCAGUGAUAGACCCCUCAUUUCCUGACACAGACCUCAUCCAGAGAUGCAGAAGUUCAGCUGAGCAUGUGGAAGUGUUUCACCCUCCUCAGGGAACUGCAUUAAACAUUUUAGUCUGCUCUGCUAAAGUGACUCAGUCAUCUCAGGACCCAAGACAGAAGAGUUCACAGCUCCAGAUUAAAAAUACAACUUCUCAACAUGCCAAAUCAUCCAUUUGGCCUAGAAAGAAUUCAAUUAUAUUUUUGUAAAUUGGCCUUGAGAUACAUUUAUAUGGAAUGUGACCAGAUGAUAAGCCCAAACCCUGGCUUAUACUGGCACAUGGAUAUGCAGGUAUAACAGGACAUAACUGUUGUGCACAUUUCAAAUGCUGUUCAGUUCCAGAAUCCUGAUGCUCCAAUAGCAAAGCAGCUUUUGUUUUCCACUCCUGCUGAGUGAUUGUCUCUGAAGGAUCAGUGCACAUGUUACAGCACCUGAAUUUACAGCCCUUGACACUUGGUGGAUGCUGCCAGAAACAGUCAAAGCAUUUUAAUAAAGACAGUGCUUCAGAUCAGGGUCCUUAAAAGAAUUUCACUGCUACUAUUCAGAGAUGCUGGCAGGCCUGAAUAAACAUCUGGCAUCCACACAUUGCUCCGAUAGUAACAGAAAUGCCUAAAUACCACAUGAGGCAUUUAAUUGCAACACUUUACAGAGAAAGCCAGAGCCACUACUUUGGUUUUGCAGAUGGAGAAGUUGAAAAACAGGAGGUGGAAUGACCUGCACAAAAUUUGACAAGCUGAGUUUGGAGGAGGACCCAGUCUCUUGACAGGCUUGGGAAUAGCUGAGGUCUGUCUCUUUGGGAAGGGUGACUCAGACUAGGGCUGCCUGAAACAGCACUGAGAGAAGUCCCUGAAGUGGACAGUCAACAUCAUGUCAGUGUAAAUAAUGGCAGGAUUGAAUUCAAGCUGCUGUUGCUGCUGUUUCCAGUGGUGCAGGUUCCCUUCCGCACCAUGGCUAGCCAGGGAAGGAAGGAAAGCAAGCCAAGAAAAGGGUCUGGUCUGCCAGGCCAGAUGGAGGUGAGCACUCAGGAGGGGUGGGAGUGUCCAGACAGGGCCCUGCUGUGUGUGUGUGUGCCAGGGAGGAGCUCCCAGGCUCUGUCCAGGCUGACCUGGGGCUGCACAGCCUGUGAUAUCAGGUAGGACAUGCAGCAGCAAACUGAGUCUGUUGGAAGGCUGCAGCAGGUUCAGAGGGUGUUACAUGAGCACUGAUACAUCUGCUUCCUUUCAUCUCUUCCACACUCUCACUCCUCAAAUGAGUCUUUCCUCCAUCCCUUUAGCUCCUGAAUAUCAGCCCUGCUUUCCUACAAACACCUGAGCUCUCUCUGAUGAGCCAGCACUUGGGUUCCUGCUGGAACCUUUCCCUCCUCACAGCUCUGUUCAGUCUUGCUUUUCACCCACUGGACAUCUCACACUAUAUCACUAUAUCUCACACAUCUCACACUACUAUCCAGUAGUUUAACCAUGUCCUAUACACUUUUUACUUGAAUUUGUGAGUCUUCUCUGGCCUGCAGUACCUGCCCUGGUUAAAUGCAGUAGAGGAAAUCUAGGGGAGGAGAAAAAAAAAAAAUAGGUCAGUUAAAGUGCAGUUGAGCAUAGGUUUGGAAAUACCAUUUUAGUGCAGCUGAUUUCUGGCCUCCUAGAGCCAUGAGCACAAAGUAUAAUCAAAGGGGUGGUAUUUAGGGAUAUUUUUUAAGUUCAGUUUUUCAGAUUGUUUAAAAAUUAAAUUUAAAGAAAUGAGUUCUCAAAUUUCUUCUGGGUGUUGGCAGUGUUUGUGUAUGAAGCAGAGCAUUAUGCACAGCCUGCUUCUGCAGGAGACCUUAAAAGCUGGAUAGUCCCUGUGCUGAUGGGAAUGUUAAACAGCAUCAUGCUGCAUUCUUUAGGGGGUGGGCUGGUUCCCUGCAGCAGGCUGGUGUUAGGUGACCCUCUGAGAGUGCCAGUGUCUGGGCUGCAGAAGGGAGUGUGCUUUUUCUUGGAAGUAUCAGUCAAUCCCUUGUCUGAGCCCUGAGCAGGACAAAUCCCAUGCAAGACAGACUAUUGGUCUAAUCCAGUAGAACAAGUGUUAAAUUCUAUAUUUGUCACUACAACACUUGCAUUUCUAUGUAUUUGCAUUGUAUAGUCAUUAUAUCUCUUGGAAAAUCA